This is a messenger RNA of Symbiodinium natans, 1155 nucleotides long. Lineage: Eukaryota; Dinophyceae; Suessiales; Symbiodiniaceae. The record is from the annotation of a GenBank genome assembly.
AUGAUUUGCAAACAGGCGCAGUAUCCCGCCAUCCCGGUGGAUCGGAUACUGGGAGCGCCCUAUGGGGCCGUGCUCAGGCGGGAUUUGUCGGGGGCCUGGGAGCGGAAACGUCGAGGCACCGAGAUGGCUGAUGACGAGAAGCCCGAGGUGCAGGAGAACAACCAGCACCUGUCCCAGGACAACUCCGCGCAGUCGCUGACGCCGGAUGAGGUGCGCGACCUCAAGAGAUCGUGCGAUGGCGAGGCUGUAGUGGAGGCGUUGGCGUCGAACAGCGCCACCUUUGCCUCCAAGACCAAGUUUGCGCAGGAGAAGUAUCUCAAGAAGAAGGCGCAGAAGCACGUGCAACAGGUCACGCUGCUUCGGCCGACGGUGAUGGAGCUCUGCGAGACCUACUACCGCCAAUCACGUGCCAAGGUUUGCGGACUCCGCUACGACUACUUGUCAUCCUUGCUGUGCCAUGCCGACGUGCGAAGCGGCGCUCGCUUCUUGGUGCUGGAUAAUGCGGCCGGCUUGGUGACGGGCGCCAUGGCCACACAACUGGGCGGUGUGGGGCAGAUUUUUCGGGUCUUCCGCGGAGGCUGCCCGGAGAAGGGCCUCCUCGAGCUGGAUCUGAGCGAGGCAGAGAAGGCCGCCGUGCGGCCCGUGGCCCUGGAGGCUCUACAUGCCACUGACCUCAGCACAUGUGAGUGGCUCCGCGCAACGCAAGGCGACGAGGUCCCGAGCGAUCCAGCAGUCGCGAGCCGCCAGGAGGCACGCCUCGCGCGCGUGCGCCAGCGCCGCGAGUCGGUGGAGGCGCUGAAGGCUCAGCCGGUGGACGGCCUCGUCAUCGUUGCCGGUGACGACGACGCAGAGCUCGCUGCUGAGGUGGUGGAGGUCGGCCUGGCGAACCUCGCCCCAAGCGGCCGCGUCGCGAUGUUCGGCCAUCACCUGCAGCCGCUUGCAGCUCUGCAGGGCACCUGGCGCAACUCGGGCAGCUUCGUGGACGUCCGGCUGGAGCAGCUCUUCACCCGCGAAUACCAGGUUCUACCUGCGCGGACACAUCCGCACAUGGUGGCCGAGGCGCAGCUGUGUGAGGGCUACAUCCUCAGCGCCAGCAAGGUGGCAGAGGGCGACGGAGGCCAGGAGCCUGCGCUCAAAAGACAGAGGACUGCGUGA